AUGAAGUCCAGAAACAGAGCCACUGCCCACAGAGCCGACCGCAAGGCGGCCUGGCCAGCCACCACAGUGAUGGCCCCUCACACCCUGCUCCGCUGCCUGAAGCCCUGGCGUCGUGGCUGUGGUCACCAGGUCCUCUCCUGCAAGGGAGUGGCAAACGCAUCAAUCGCUUCAACAAGUCCCGGGUCUCGGCGCCAAAAGGCCACACCCACCACCCAUCUCUUCCGAGGUUUUCUCUCGCGUCUGAAGACUCCGCGCUCCAUUUUCACGAGCGAGGACUUCACUGUCCCGCCAUUUCACUCGUGCUCCCGUGACGCUUCCCACAACCACGCACCCGCGCGGUCGCACCUGGACCCGGCGGCGCCCCAGCCCCGAGCCCCAGGCCACUGGGCGCCUGGAAUCUCCGCCUGCGCCGCAGCCGAGACCCUCGCGCAGACCAGAGCCGAGGCCCCGGGGGUGGGAACCGGCGCAGAGCGCGCAGAGGGUGCCCCUGAGUCCUCUCUACUCGCGAGAAUCGAUAAACGCGGGGCGGGGGCACUGAGGGCCAUCAGAAGAGCGGGAAGGGCUCGGGCGACCCUGUCACCAGGGCCCAGAGCCUUCCGCACCGGUGAGCCUCUGCCUCUCGGCCCUCGGCCCCCAGGGCUCCUGCGGACGCUCGGUGCUGCUCCCGCUUACCCCGCCCGGCCCGGCCCUACCUCCACUAGCAGCCCGAGCAGCAGUGCCGCCACUCUCCAGGCCAGGCGGUCCAUGGCUGCACGUCCUCCUGGUCGCAGGCGCGGGUCAGCAGCACGUCCCCUGCAAGGCGGCCAGCGGGCUGGCGGGCGGGAUCCCAGCCUGGGGACCCAGAGGCACGAGCGGGCGAGCGGGGACCCGAGAUAA
Messenger RNA from Rangifer tarandus platyrhynchus (Svalbard reindeer), 876 nucleotides. The record is from the annotation of a GenBank genome assembly. Lineage: Eukaryota; Metazoa; Chordata; Mammalia; Artiodactyla; Cervidae.